Xyrauchen texanus (razorback sucker) is the source of this 6006-nucleotide messenger RNA. RefSeq lists its product as uncharacterized. The transcript is spliced from 4 exons. Bases 49 to 2523 code for a protein of 824 amino acids. Gene Ontology annotation, biological process: regulation of transcription by RNA polymerase II. Gene Ontology annotation, cellular component: nucleus. Gene Ontology annotation, molecular function: RNA polymerase II cis-regulatory region sequence-specific DNA binding; DNA-binding transcription factor activity, RNA polymerase II-specific. Lineage: Eukaryota; Metazoa; Chordata; Actinopteri; Cypriniformes; Catostomidae. The record is from RefSeq and is a predicted model, not a curated record.
AAGACCACAACAUCUGCUUCGAUCUACUAAAUUAAUCCGAAUUUGACUAUGCCGAAUGUCAGGAUGGAAGAUUCCGAGACGUUUCAAACCCAAUUCACAUCCAUUAUGGCAAGACUCUUACAGACCGCUGUCAGGGAAGCAACACAACUUUUUGAAGGCACUUUGCUGCACUUGAAAGCGGAGUUGGUGCAACUGAGACAGGAGAAUGUCCGUCUGAAGACAUGUGAUUCAUCCAGUCAAGUCAAAAAAAGGUGCACUAAGGUUUGGAGUCAGAGGAAUGACAAUGUUGCUGAAAAUCGCGAUGUUGGAGUGCAGUGUGAAAAGGCCAUUUUCGUUGACCGGGGCUGCAGUCCUCUUCAGUGUAUAGGACAACGUCUUCACGUGGGGGAUAUUACAAGUGAUAAACUGGCAGAUCUGUGCACAACUGAGGAUAGGAGCAGACAGCUUGCAUUGCUCCUCAUCAAACAAGAGCCUCUAGUGACUGAACAUGACCAAUACACACCAGGAUACUUUCUAUUGAAGCAAGAAGGUGCUGAGCCAAUACUGGUGCGCAGAGAGCCAAAUAAGGACACAGUGGAAAGAGUUGUGAUCCCACCAGCAUUUAAAGCAAUAACCAGGCACUAUAGCAACUCUAGGGAAAAGUCACCACCAUUAGUUACUAGGACCUCUUGUAGUCACAGAGUGGAUUCCUGUGGUCACCAAUCCGACUGGACUAAACACCCAGCCAGAGGUACAGCUGAAAGAACAUCAGAAAACAGAGCCGGCUCGUCUUCCCAAAACCAAACAGAACGAGAAAGUGCAUUUUUGUCAACCGAGACAUCAACUAUUUCAGUACAACAUGCCAAUUCAAACCAGACUCUUGUUCCCUCAAUUAAUUUAUCUGUGCCUAUGAUUGAGCUGUCUGGUGUUCAAGGUUGUAUAGCAAUGCCUAUGGUUCACGGUAGACCAAACCAGAAUCCUGAAACAAUAAACCAGCUAGCCCAGGAGGUGACCACACUAGUACAAUCUGCCAUACCAUCAGACCAUGUUUCAGAUACAGAAGCAUCAAAUACAUUUCCACCAGUCCAGGAUCGGAUUCUCUCUACCAAUCUUGCUUGCUCUCAAGCCCAGGUUUUUGAUUCAUUGCCAAAGAUAAUGCCAGUGCAUUCUGUGAGUUCAAGUCCAUCAUUCCAGUUCCCUUUGGUGCAACAACACAAUCUGGCUCAGGCAGCUCAAUCUUCUUAUCUGCCAAGCCAUGUUCCAUAUACUUCUCUCCACCUUCCAGUUACACCUAUUCAGGGAUCUGUCUCCACACUUCCAGCUUCAUCAAGUAGUACCCCAUACCCACCUCAACAUACGCAAUCUCAAUAUCCAACACAAUCUGAUCAGUUCUCAUCUUCUUCAGACCAUUUUUUUCCUCCACCUGAAAACACCCCAGGUUUACUUGAAUCUCUGGAUACUCUGCAUUUGCACUCGCCCAUUGUGAUGAUGCCCCAAGAUGCCCCAGAGCAUUUUUCUAUGCCCCAUUUUCAGCCAUCCGGGCAACUUGCACCUCUGCUAACGCUGGAGGAGCAGCAAGCUGAAACUUCCUCCCAUUCAAGUGUUGCUUUAGGGAGAGUACCUAUUAUACCUUUACAGACUGCAGUUUCUCCAGUCAAUAACUUUGAAGUCUGUAUUGGAGAGACUAAGUCAGUUUCCAAAGAUGAUGAUUAUGAUGAUCAAGACCUCUUAGAGGAUAGUGAGGACAAUAGUCCCACACUCCAGUCUAGACUGCGGAAACAGAGAAGGGCUUUUUCCAAAUCCAGACAAAUAAAUUUAGCAGAUGAUGUCUGCACAUUCAAUUUCGAGGGUGAAAGGAUAGACAGGGCACAGAAAGACUUGAUUAGUGAAGCAAAAUAUUGUGGCACAAGUGUUUCCACAAAUAAUGCAAGUCAAAGCAAAACACUGCAGAGGAGUACGGAGUGCUCUGAGUGUGGAAGGGUGCUCAGCAAUGCAUCUGCCUUGGAGAACCACAUGAGACUUCAUACAGGUGAGAGGCCUUAUACCUGCUCUCAGUGUGGAAAGGCCUUCCCUAGUGUACGAGGUCUUAACCGGCAUGUAAAGGUCCAUGCAGAGGAGAAGCGGUAUCAGUGUGAGGAAUGUGGAAAAAGCUUUGUUUACCACUUUACUCUUACCAAACAUAAGCUCAUCCACACUGGAGAAAGGCCCUUUCCUUGUAAAGUUUGCGGCAAGAGGUUUUUGGCCAAGGCAGACCGCUCUACGCAUAUGCGAAUGCACACUGGAGAGAAGCCAUUCUCUUGCACUCAAUGUGGGAAGAAGUUUAAACACAGAGUUGCUCUAAAUAUGCACUUGCAAGGACAUAGAGGGGAGAAACGCUAUGUCUGCCCCCACUGUGAAAAGGGAUUUGUGGAUCUAGGUAAUUUUAAAAGACACAAACUUAUCCACACAGGGGAGAGGCCUUUUGAGUGCAAGGAAUGUAGUAAACGGUUUACUCAGUCAGCCCAUCUCAAGAAACAUGUCAACACACAACAUAUGAUUCAUUAAGCAAAACUGACUUUGGCAAUGAAUUCAGUUGAUCCAUUCUAGAAAAUGUAAUAGAAUUAGACCUGAAAAAAUUUGUUAUGGGGAGCUGCUCUCUGAAGUUUGUAGACUACUUUGCCUAUAUUAGAAUGAACAUGUUUCCUAUAAAAUAUCAUAGCAUUCAGAUGAUUUGCAGCUAAUGACAGAGAGUGGCAUCAAGCAAGUCUCACACCAGUUGAGAAGUGCCACGUCGAGGGUAGAACAAGGCACAGGUAUCGCAUACAGGACGUGUCGAUGUGGUGCAGGUGGUAGUCCAAAUUUGUGAAUCUAGUCACCAUACACACAAACGUUACGAAGGUUUUUGUAAGAAUAAACAAAGUGAUGUUUAUGAUUUUGCUCAAAUAAUUUACAAGUGCUGUUUAAUGGAGCAAAGAUUUUUUUCAACAUAGCAUUUCUAAACAUAAUAGUUUAUUUAGGCAACUUAGAGUGUUUAUAAUACAAAUAGAAACAAAAUUAUUCAAAAUCUGAUGUUAAUAGUCAAUAGUGGAUCCCUUUUGCUUGAUAACAGCCUUUAGUCAUUUGUUGUAGUUCUCAACAAGUUUUAGGCAUUUCUCCUGAGGAGUUGCAGCCCAUUCCUCCUUAGCAAAUCUCUCAAGCUCCUCCAGAUUUGUUGGUCUCCUGGCAUGGGUCUUCAGUGUGGCCCACAGAUUUUCUAUGGGAUUCAAUUCUGGGCUUUGUGCAGGCCAGUCAAGGACGUUCACUUUGUUCGUUUGGAGGUAGUUCUUCACCAGAAGUGAGGUAUGCUUUGGGUCGUUAUCAUGCUGGAAGACGAAAUGUCGACCCAUACCAAGUUUUGUUGCAGAAUGCCUGAGGUUGUCUUUCAAAGUCUUCUCCUUUUUCAUGGUUCCUUCGACCCUGAUGAGAUUCCCAGUUCCAGACACACUGAAACAUCCCCACAGCAUUAUACCGCCAUGUUUCACUUUGGGAACGGUGUUCUUUGGGUUGAGCGCCUCUCCCUUCUUUCUCCAAAUAUAGGCAACGUCUCUAUGGCCAAAGUCUUCAGUCUAGCUUGGAGGUGUCUCUUCUACAGAAGUGUAGUUUUUCUUGGUUUCGCAGUCCAUUCCUGUGCAGGGCUCUAGUGACUGUCUUCGUGGAGACAUCAAUCCCAGACUUGGCUAAAUCAUUCACUAGUGUCUUGGCAGUUGUUCUUGGGUCUUUUAGAAACCUCUCACCUGUUUUCUUUCCAAGGUUUUUGAAAUAUUUUGCUUCCUGCCUCUGCCAGUCUUGCUCUCCACUGUGUGGGUCUCUUCAAACUUCUUGAUAAUACUUCUCACGGCAGUUCUUGACACCUGAAAACGCUUUGAUAAAUGUGGUUUAUAUCCUUCUCUUGCUUUGUGAGCAUUAACAAUUAUUUUUCUCAAGUCUAAACAAAUGUAUUUUGUCUUUGCCAUGAUGACAGUUUUAUAUUACUUCAGUAGUUGUUUUGCAAGAUACUAAUCCUCAAUUUGACGUGUAAUUUAAAGGCUUGGGGGAUUAAUUAGGUUAAAUAACCAAAUUAACAGUGGUUGGUUCCGUAGCCAAAUUUUUUUUUAAGUGGGCUAAUAAUAUUGACCUUAACAGUUUUAAAUAAUUAAUUUGUUCCAUGCAAAUUUAAAUAAAUAAGGCCUUCUUCAGAGGAAAAAUAUAAUAAGAAAUACUGUGUUAAAAUCCCCUUGCUCUGUUAAACAUCACUUGGGAAAUAUUUGAAAAAUAAUUGAAAUUUCAUAGGGGGGCUAAUAAUUUUGUCUUCAACUGUAUCAUCCAAUCAUGACAAAACUAAGUAAUCUAUGUCCUUUUGAUAAUCAUUUGGGUCGAAUUGAAUGGAAAACUACAUUUGAUGUCAGAAGUUUACAAACACUUAGGUUAAGUAAUUAAAACAAUUUUUUUUAACCACUCCAUAUAUUAAGUCGUUUAGGACAUGUACUUUGUGCAUGACACAAGUACAUUUUCCAACAAUUGUUUACAGAUAGAUUGUUUCACUUUUAAUUGACUAUAUCACAAUUUCAGUGGGUCCGAAGUACUCCAAGUUAACUGUGCCUUUUAAGCAGCUUGCAAAAUUCCAGAAAAUGAUGUCAACCCUUUAGCCAAUUAACUUCUGAUAGUGCCCUCCCUUCAAACUCAGUGCCUCUUUGCUUGACAUUAUGGGAAAAUCAAAAGAAAUCAGCCAAGACCUCAGAAAAAACUAUAGUUGACCUCCACAAGUCUCGUUCAUCCUUGGGUACCAUGUUCAUCUGUACAAACAAUAGUAUGCAAGUAUAAAUACCAUAGGACCAUGCAGCCUUCAUACCGCUCCGGAAGGAGACGCAUUCUGUAUCCUAGAAAUUAAAGUAGUUUGGUGCGAUAUGUGCGAAUCAAUCCCAGAACAACAGCAAAGUGCCUUGCAAAGAUGCUGGAGGAAACGGGUAGACUAGUAUCUACAUCCAUCAGAUGAGUCCUAUAUCGAAAUAACCUGAAAGGCUGCUCAGCAAGGAAGAAUCCACUGCUACAAAAUGCCAAUACACCACAAAGUUGUGGCAAAAUGGUUUAAGGACAACAAAGUCAAGGUAUUGGAGUGGCCAUCACAAAGUCCUGACCUCAUUCUGAUUUUGAAUAUGUGGGCAGAACUGAAAAAGCAUGUGCGAGCAAGGAGGCCUACAAACCUGACACAUUUACACCAGUUCUGUCUGGAGAAAUGGAUCAAAAUUCCAGCAACUUAUUGUGAGAAGCUUGUGGAAGGCUACCCAAAAGGUUUGACCCAAGUUAAACAAUUUAAAUGCAAUGCUACCAAAUACUAACAAAGUGCAUGUAAACUUCUGACCCACUGGGAAUGUGAUGAAAGAUAUAUAAGCUGCAAUAAAUAAUUCUCUCUACUAUUAUUCUGACAUUUCACAUUCUUAAAAUAAAGUAGUGAUCCUAACUAAACUAAGACAGGGAAUGUGUUCUACAAUUAAAUGUCAAGAAUUGUGAAAAAUUGAGUUUAAAUGUAUUUGGCUAAGGUAUAUGUAAACUUCUGACUUCAAUUGUGAGUGGCACUGCAGAAUUUUGAGCAGCCUCCCAAGUCAGAGUGUAUCAUCAUAAAUAAUUUUUUGUAUUUUAGAAUGCGCUACGUCGUCCGCCAGAUGCCAUCUGCAAAUAUUAUGUAGGUCGAAUAGGUAGUGCUGGGGAGUCAAAAUAAUGGCACAGUUACAAAGGAUGUGCACAUAUGUGUCAUUAUCAUCAUUAUGAGAGUCUUGUGGACUUAAAGUACAGGGGUUUUAAUUGUUGGUACUGACUUUUUUACCUGUUGGUUUUUACAAUUUCAUUGUAUUUUUUCAGUGCCUGGUCAAGCCCAUUAAAUGUUAAAAAUGUUAAAUAAGUACAAUUCUGUAUUUUAUUUUUUUUUACUAAUUUUGCAAGAAGCAAUGUGUAAACUGUCUACUGUCAAGUGAUACUUUAUUAUAUUUUUCUAGUGUAAAUCAAACUAUAUAUAUCAAUAAAAGCAUAUCACAU